ACCGCCACAAGCUUUGCCUUUUUUGAGUGAUGGCGAGAAAAGGCGAGGUUUGGUCGACACACAGUUCGUGCGGGCAUGCCAACAUGCGCUGACGUGGUGCAGGUCUGUGUCCCGUGGUGUUCGGCCGGCUUUGCCGCCCGUUGCUUUUUCCCCGCCGCGCUGUCUCGCCGUGAGUAGGCGAGCGACUUCCGCACCCCAGGCGCGCGUCACACUUGACGGCGCACUGGACGGCGCACAGGUGCUCGUUGUGUCUGCCUGCUGAUUGUUUGAAUUCACACACGUUAUAAAGGAAGCGGUCAGCGAUGGCGGCCUUCACACUCUUCAGCUCGAUGAUUGGAAACAAUGCUGAGCUGUCGUUUGUCAGCAACAUCGUCAGGGAGCGCAGCAACACCUUCUCUUCUGCCAAUUGCCAAGAGCAUCUCGCGUCACGGCCCGGUGUCGUCAUCCCCGUAGCUGCCUCGCAAUCACGCGGUGUCGGUACUCGACGGGUCCAGGUUGUCCCUGUGGACAGUGAUAAGACGGGCAGGAUUCGUCCGAAGCAGUUGGGCGGAGAGCCCGUGAAACUUCUGUCGAGGGUGGAGCAGUUGCGGCUUCUGUCAAAGGCGGAGAAAGCAGGGCUGCUGUCGGCGGCAGAGAGGCUUGGAUUCUCCCUGUCAAACAUUGAAAGGCUGGGACUCUUAUCCAAGGUCGUCAUAAUGGCAACACUUGCAUAUUACGUGAACGACCGUGCACGGUGACGUAAGGGUUGCUGUGCAUGCACGCAUGUUGACGAAACAGUUGCAUGUUACGU
Molecule: messenger RNA, 790 nt
Organism: Chara braunii
Lineage: Eukaryota; Viridiplantae; Streptophyta; Charophyceae; Charales; Characeae
Source: the annotation of a GenBank genome assembly